AAAUACAUUACGUCAUGGCCUCUGUUGAUCAGACAUAAUUUACAUUCAUCAAAAGACGCCACUUCUCCAAAAAGCGUAAACAAGAAUAUAAACCGCGAAAUUACUCAUAUAUUACAUCUGAUGCCAAAAAAUUGUUUCUCUAGCUCUUUCUAUUUCAGAGCUACAAAAUCCAUGAUGUAAGCCAUAAAGUAUAAAUUUAACAUAGGCCGCUAACAAGGCUGGGAUCAAGUAUUCUUCAGCUAAAACAAUCCUCUUUGCACACCGGAAAUAAUACAAAUAAGAAUUGAUUAGAGAUAAAUUGGCUGCAGUAUUAUUUUUUUAAAUAUAGAAUUCCAUACAAACUAAGUGUUGUGGAUAUAAACUUAAAUAAUCUAAUCAAGCAGAUCCUAUUUAGGUAAUAACCAGAGUUGGUAUGUGACCCU
Molecule: messenger RNA, 422 nt
Organism: Paramecium octaurelia
Lineage: Eukaryota; Ciliophora; Oligohymenophorea; Peniculida; Parameciidae
Source: the annotation of a GenBank genome assembly